AUGGCCGCAGGGCGCCUUCGUGUGGCGGUCUGUCACGUCUCGCCUGUCUGGUUGUCCUCCAGACAAACGACGGAAAAAGCAGUGUCUCUCAUCUAUCAAGCCGCGAAAGUCAACGCCAACCUGGUCGUCUUCCCUGAAACUUUCAUUCCAGCAUUUCCUAUAUGGAGCGCACUACUCCCCCCAACCGAUAAUCAUGCCAUGUUUCAGCGCAUGGCCGCGGAAUCUGUCACUGUAGACAGCCAGGAAGUGCAUGCAGUGCGGGAUGCAGCAAAAGAGAACGGCUUGUUGGUCAGCUUAGGUAUCUCGGAAAAGGUCGACUACAGCAGCGGUACCCUGUUUAACUCUAACCUCCUGAUCGGGAACGAUGGCCGAAUACUAGUCCACCAUCGGAAACUCAUGCCAACCUUCUUUGAGAAACUGACCUGGAGUCCUGGCGACGGUCACGGGUUGCGAGUUGCCAACACCCCGUUUGGCAAGAUCGGUGCGCUCAUCUGCGGGGAGAACACGAAUCCGUUGGCUAGAUACGCGUUAAUGGCUCAAGGAGAGCAGGUCCAUAUCUCUACUUGGCCUGCUCUCUGGCCUACGAGAGGAAGACAAUCACCUCUACCUACGACCGGCGCGGGUGCUAACUAUGAUAACGUAGCCGCGAACAGGGUGAGGGCCGCCGCCCACUGUUUUGAAGCCAAAUGCUUUGGUGUUCUCUGCGCUGGGCAUUUGAACCAAAAGGCCAUGACAGCUUUUGCGGAGAUGUCUAAUGACCCGGAGUAUGUGUACCGCGUGUUGGAACGGUCACCUCGAGCAGCAUCAAUGGUCCUGGAUCCUACGGGUGCACUGAUGAAAGGGUUCACUGUCAAUGCCGAGUCCGGUGCGAUGGAAGAGACGCAGUAUUUGCAAAACGAGGAGGGUAUUCUGUAUGCCGACUUGGAUUUGGGGGAUUGCAUUGAGGGGAAGCAGUAUCAUGAUGUCGUGGGCGGCUACCAGAGAUUCGACGUUUUUAAUCUCAAAGUCGAUCGAAGCCGGAGGACUCCCGCAACAUUCACAGAAAAUUUCAAGGAGCAUGGAAAGUAA
Molecule: messenger RNA, 1068 nt
Organism: Coniosporium apollinis CBS 100218
Lineage: Eukaryota; Fungi; Ascomycota; Dothideomycetes
Exons: 2
Coding region: 1-1068 (355 amino acids)
Molecular function (GO): catalytic activity
Source: RefSeq, a predicted model, not a curated record